This is a messenger RNA of Poecilia latipinna (sailfin molly), 2519 nucleotides long. Its product is annotated as glycine N-acyltransferase-like protein 3. Gene Ontology annotation, cellular component: mitochondrion. Lineage: Eukaryota; Metazoa; Chordata; Actinopteri; Cyprinodontiformes; Poeciliidae. The record is from RefSeq and is a predicted model, not a curated record. The transcript is spliced from 5 exons. Gene Ontology annotation, molecular function: glycine N-acyltransferase activity. Bases 1558 to 2388 code for a protein of 276 amino acids.
CAAAAGGGCUGCAGUUAAUUAUUAAGAAUGGAAAAUGUGGUCUACCGUUACUUACAAAAUCCAGUAAAGGCAUACACUUACCAGGCACUUCAUUAGUACAAUUAGUCGGAGGCGAUUGGACAGUGCUUUUGGUUUUAACUUUAUUGAUCUGCCAGAGCUAAGCUGAAUAUGUUGUAAAAGGACAGCAGAACCAUUUUUGUUUGUUUGCCAACUGCUGAGAAAACAAUUCUUCACAAGCUUAAGUUUUAGUGCAGUAGAUUAGUGUCUAUCUUUUUAAUAAAAAGGCUUUCUUUGUAAGGUUACAUUUUUAUAAAGAGAACCAUUCAUUGUGUAGAUGUCAAGUUCUAAGUAUAAAGUCACCUGGAACUCUUGGUUUUUUUUUUUAGGACAUUUGACCUCUUAUCCAAAAUGUUUCUUCAGUUCUCAUCAUGCACUGGGAGUUAUUUGUUUAGAACAAUCUCACUAAUAGCAUGAUUAAGGUCGCAUGAUCCUCUGACCCAGCUGUUCAUUCUGUGAGUCAUUUGGGUUGCUGUGCAGUUAUUCUUAACAAACAAAUACAUAAGGUGUUUUUUGUGGUGUAAAUGAUUGUGAAACUGCCUGGGGAGUAAACAAUUCAGUACGCAGUCUUACGAAAGUAUUCAUCAGACUUCUUUUCACAUUUGGUAACAUUACAACCAUAAACUCCAAUGUGUUUAUUUGGAUUUCGUGUGAUAGACCAGCAAAUUAGACAGUGUGAUAAGUGGAAGGAAAGAGAUUGAACAAACAGUAUCAUGAAGACCAAGAAACGCUCUGGGUAGGUCAGAGAUAAAGUUGUGGAAAAAUUAAGAUAUGGACAAAUCCAUGACUCAAAAAUCUGCCUGGCUGACACUUUUUAUGGUGCAUUUUCAGUGUUACCAGAUGGAAAAACCAUAACAAUUUCCUUGAAGUUGGAAUUCUGUUUGGUAAAACUAGAGUUUGCCAGCAGUCACGAGUUUUAUACCCAAUAUGGCUGACUCAUAUAUAUGUUAUAAGCCUUUACUUCUGACAGUUUGCAUCUUAUUAACCCAAUCGCACACAUACUGUUAAAUAUCUAUUCGUGAACAUUUUCUUUUUGUGUUUGAAAACUUCUAACAGAGAGUAAUACAUUGUGAUUGGGCUUGUAUUGUUCAUGGCAAACAGUUAAUCUCAUUAUUUUCUGCUGGUAGAGAGUACUAAACUCGUUUGAGUUUAGUACUCAAAACGGCUUCAAAACAGAUCAAAUGUAGCAUGACUCAUUCACUCUACAAAUGAGUCAUGCAUGCUACAUUUAUGAGCAAGUGGCAAGAAGGAAGGCAUUUUAUGCCAGACUAACGCUAAACAAACAAACAAAACAAAACAAAAAAAAAAUUCAAAAGGCUUUUAUUUUACAAAACUUAAAACAGGAAGUUGUUUAAACUCCACAACUUGAAAAAAACAUGAACCGGUUGUUAAUCAUUUGUUUAUAUACGCAUAUAAAAAGCUGAAGCAUCGAGUUCAUCAAGGGUUUUCAACCUGAGACUCGCCAUAGAAAUUGAAAAACAAGCUACACGUAAACCAGACAUGAAGGUGCUAAAUAAAGACGAGCUUCAGAUCGCUGAGGGAGUUUUGCUUAAACAUUUCCCGAGGAGUUAUAAGGUUUACGGUUCCCUCUACACUUGUAAUAGGAACAAAACGAGCACUGCGGAAGUUGUUGUUGAUUCGUGGCCAGAAUUUAAAGUGAUCCUUUUGCGCCCGGAUCCUAAGAACAAGCGAUCCGAGGACUUCAUGAAGAGGGUGUCGUUCUUUAGCACAGAUGAGGAAGUUUUAAGGAAACUGUUGAGCGAAGAAGUUGACUGGAGCACUUAUUUCCUAAUUGGAGGAUUUGAUAUUUCCCAUGUGCCCACACUCAAAGAAGUUUCUUCAGAAAAAAGAGUGAACAACAGGAGCUUCACCUUGGUGCAUCUUAUGUAUCUUCCAGACAUCAGCCAUCUACGUGCACCAGAUGUUGACAGUCAACUUGAAUCAAGGAUUUCAUCUCUCAGCCUCUCCCACAUUGACAUGGUGAAUAAAACCUGGAAGUUUGGUGGGGAUGAGAAGGGUUACAGGCACUUUAAAAACAUUAUUAGCAACUUUCCAACCUGCUGCAUAUUGGACACUUAUGGUGUACCUGUGGCCUGGAUCCUGGUGUAUGAAUACUGCGCUUUGGGAAUGUUGUACACGCUUCCCGAGCACAGAGAAAAAGGUUAUGCCAAAGUUUUGAUCAGCACCAUGGCCAAAAAGCUCCAUGCAGAUGGCUACCAGGUUUAUUGUUUCAUAGAGGAAGACAACAUGGUGUCCUAUAAACUCUUCCAAAAUAUGGGCUUCGUUGAGGAUACUUCCUACAGAGCAGCAUGGUUUGAGUUUAACUUCUAACCUUGGAAAUGACUAUGAAGCAGCAGCUUUUAAUUUUUGUCAAAAUGUGAUUAAAUCUAAAGUGUAUUUUUCAAUUAUGCAUUAAAAGAUGGAUUUGCCUUUGCGUCAAAUUAAAUAAUAUUUUAGAUUCA